AAGAAGAAGAAGAAGGCCAGCGUAAUGUUUGUACUAGGAAACCGCUCAGAUUAGCUUGCUGUCUCUAGUGCCGACUGUAUUUUUAGUUCCCAGCUAAGGGCCGCCGCCCGGGACAUAUUGUGGCGCAGAAAGCGUGUUUAGUUUCCCUUGUUGGAGUUGGAAGUAGCAGCCAAACGCCAUUAAGUUAAAGGAAGCCAUACAUUUGUAAGGAGAGACAGUGUUACACCUCGGUAAGGGUAAACCAGUUAAGCACGGCUAAUUAGCUAGCAAUAGUUUGUGUCUUCGGCGGCUCGGAGGAUGUCGUACAGGAAAACAGUGAAACUUAUUUGUGGGCUUGCCGGAGGCUCUGCCGCCCUGGUGUUCGCGGCUGGCGUUGCUGAGUCCCGCGGAUACUUCGGUGAGCCGAGUCGAGAGGCGACCAGCCGGUGGUCGAGAUUCAACGUUGUUCAAGCUGCGCAGCCGGCGUGGACACCUGCCAACCACACACCAGCCCCGACUGGACAAGCCUGGGACUUCAACUGGGAUAAGAGAGAUCCAUCUGCACUGACCAAUGGCAAGAAGAAAGAAAAUGUAACUGAAGACCCCAGCUCCGAGCAGGACAACGGCAAACCUAAAGCUACACGCAACAUUCUUCUCAUCAGACACUCCCAGUACAACCUGAGUGGGAUCACCGACAAGGAGAGGAUCCUCACUCCAUUAGGUCGUGAGCAGGCUGAGCUCACAGGCAAGCGGUUGGCAGCUUUGGGACUCAAGUAUGAUGUUCUGAUCCACUCCAGCAUGGCCAGGGCCACAGAGACGGCAAAUAUUAUCAGCAAACACCUCGCAGGUCUAGGAGUGGAGCUGGUGAGCUGUGACUUGCUGAGAGAGGGUGCACCUAUCGAGCCAGUUCCACCUGUCACCCACUGGAAGCCUGACGCUGUGCAGUACCAUGAAGACGGAGCUCGCAUUGAGGCAGCCUUCCGCCGCUACAUCCACCGGGCUGACCCCAAGCAGAAGGAGGACAGCUAUGAGAUCAUCGUGUGUCAUGCCAAUGUCAUCCGCUAUUUUGUCUGCAGGGCUCUGCAGUUUCCUCCAGAGGGCUGGUUACGUAUGGGUUUGAACAAUGGCAGCAUCACAUGGCUCACCAUCCGACCUAGCGGCAGGGUGGCCCUCAGAACUCUGGGAGACGCAGGAUUCAUGCCCCCAGACAAACUAACAAGAACCUGACAACCCAGACGCAGCAGGUUUCUGGGACAGUCAGUUGGUUGCAGCAGGGUCGAAGCUCAGAUUUCUCCUUAAGUGUCUUGAAAAUUACUUUUGAUGUUAUUUUAUUUUAUAGUUGAACUACCAUCAUGUAACGAGAGACUCUGUGGUUGUGAUUACUUCCGUGCCAUAGAACGCCAGCAGAAGUGAUCAGCAGCUGCUCCUGAAUGUAACUGAGGAUUUUUACACAAGUGACUGAUUUUUAAACCAAAAAAAGUUGUAUUUGUAUAGAUGUUGUAAAUGCUCUUAGCUGUAAAUCUGUCAUUACAGUAUGCUGACGUGUGAGGAUUAUUGUGUCGUAUGGUACAGCUGUAGUAAAUAAAGAUGAUGAAUGCAUAA
Molecule: messenger RNA, 1581 nt
Organism: Centropristis striata (black sea bass)
Lineage: Eukaryota; Metazoa; Chordata; Actinopteri; Perciformes; Serranidae
Gene: pgam5
Product: PGAM family member 5, serine/threonine protein phosphatase, mitochondrial
Exons: 6
Coding region: 298-1206 (302 amino acids)
Biological process (GO): positive regulation of mitochondrial fission
Cellular component (GO): mitochondrion
Source: RefSeq, a predicted model, not a curated record